This is a messenger RNA of Glossina fuscipes, 2274 nucleotides long. Its product is annotated as autophagy-related protein 13 homolog. The transcript has a single exon. Gene Ontology annotation, biological process: autophagosome assembly; mitophagy; piecemeal microautophagy of the nucleus. NCBI's taxonomy places the organism in Eukaryota, Metazoa, Arthropoda, Insecta, Diptera, Glossinidae. The record is from RefSeq and is a predicted model, not a curated record. Bases 469 to 2145 code for a protein of 558 amino acids. Gene Ontology annotation, cellular component: Atg1/ULK1 kinase complex; extrinsic component of membrane; cytosol.
CUAUGCAAUAGGAAGCGAACAAAUUCAUUAAUUUGCUAUAUUUUAACGCGUGUGGAGAAAUAGUGCUGUCUUAAAACAUACGCAUUAAAAGCGAAGCUAUUAAAUAAAAAAUUUCUGAUAAUAACAAUGCGAAUUAAUGGACAUUGAUAUUGAACAUCCAGUGAAUUAUGCUUAGAAAAUUAACAGCUGCUAGGCUAGACAAAGGAAUUUAAGUUGUUGGUGGAUAAAUGUGAUUCUAGAAAAAAGGGUGUGAAAAACUACAUUCUAUAAAGCAUUGUAGUUUUAUGCAUAGUGAAAAGGCAAGAGAAAAAAAAGUAUCAGACAGUGCCAUAAAAAUACACGGAAGCAUUUUUACGAAAGAAAAUUACGAAAUAAAAUUUUUUUGGCAUUUUAUAAGAAAAAAAAAGCAACUUUGAAAAUAUCAUUAAAAAUUGUGUAAAAAAGUCCGUUAUAAACAAAAGAAAAAAUAUGUCAACACAACGCAUUAAUGCAGCUGAAAAAGAUUUAGAGAAAUUUAUUAAAUUUCUCGCACUUAAGUCUACACAGGUGGUCGUUCAGUCACGUUUAGGCGAAAAAAUGCAAACGAAAUGUAGCCCUCUCGCUGGCAAUGAUUGGUUUAAUAUUGUCGUAGAAGAUCAUCCAGAUGUUUAUGCAGAAACGAAACGAGCAUUAGCUUUGCAACCGGGAGAAACCAUACUGCAACGCUUGCCAUUAUGCAUUGAAAUAUCUUUAAAGACUUCCGAAGGUGAUCAAAUGAUAUUGGAGGUAUGGUCUUUGGAUUUGCAAACGCCAGCCCAACUAAGGCAAAAGGAUAACGAUAAAGGCGAUAUUAAUGGAACAAAUGCUACUUCUGCUGGUUCGGAACAACAAUGUUUAAAAGCGGCUCAUGCUAUUUACAAUCGUAUGGGUAUACUAUUAAAAUCUCUCAUAUCUUUGACACGAGCUACGCCGGCUUAUAAACUAUCAAGGCGUCAAUGCUCGGAUUCGUACGGUAUUUACUAUAGAAUCUAUGUUGAUCGACCGCAAUUGCAUACACUGGGAGAAGGCCACAAAUCAGUGCGUAUCGGUCAGUUGAAUACGAUUGUUGGUAAUCUUGUAAUGUCGGUAGCCUAUCGCACGAAAAUGACUAUAACACCUACGACAACAGCCGUGCAAACUCGUACUCGUGAAAUUAAUACCAUAAUGAUAGACUCGAAUCACUUUAGACCAUCUGAUGCCACACCCAAGGAUAAAUAUACUAACGGUUUAAAUAUGAAAAAAGGUGUGGGCGGCGGAGAAGGUGAACGCAAAAUAAUCGAUAUCGAAAAGCCUUUACGUCCUGGUCCUUUUACAGACGUCGCAAAACUACGCCAAUACACCGAAGAAGAUUUUAUAUUGCCUGAAACGCCACCAUUUGAAUGGUUACUACGUAAACCGAGACAUGAAAGCACAGGUAGUGGAGGCACAGGAGGAUCUAUUGAAUCGCUUAAUCAUAAAUGCGAUUCGCCCGCAACGCCUCCGCUAGGCAAUGGCCAUCAACAUAAUAUUAACAACAAUGCAAAUACUAAUAACAAUGGCAGCAAUGCAAACAAAAACAAUGCCGUAAACUCUUUAAAAUGUGUUGAGAAUAGUGAAAAUGCACAGCAAUCAAUACAACAAAAAUCGCCCGCCAACUCGACACACUCACAAUCACCUGUUAAAAGUCUAUUUGUGCCUGUACCACCGGCCACGCGUCAUAGUUCAGCCCCUCAUUUACCGCAUGCUCAUCAGGCGGCAGCUUAUUCGGCAGACGAUAAAAAUUUACUGAAAGAAUUAAAUUUUCCUUUUGCAUCGCCCACGUCACAUGUAAACGAUUUGGCCAAGUUUUAUCGUGAUUGCUAUCAUGCACCACCUUUAAGCGGCUUGAGUGAAUUGCAAAAUGAAACUACAACCAGCACAGCCGCAACAUCGAAUACCGACGAUAACGACGAUGCCGCAAUAACGAACAGCGGCGACGACGGCGCACCAGUUGGCGAUGUCUCCACAGUCGAUGAUCUUUCAAGGCAACUUGCACAAUUUGAAACCUCAUUGGAAGACUACGAUAAACUUGUUUCCCAAUUUGCCACACUAACCACGUCAUCGUCAACAGGCAGCCGUAGUAGCAAUGGUCUGCAAAUGAGUAACUAAACUAUAUAUAUAUAUAUAUAUAUAUACAUAUGUAUUUAUAUAUGUAUGUAUAUAUAAAUAUUGCCAAAUAUGGAGAAAAAUAACAUGAAGCGGAAAACGGAAUCAUGAAUUCAUGAGAAAAAAAAAAAA